This is a messenger RNA of Argiope bruennichi, 2805 nucleotides long. RefSeq names its product beta-1,4-glucuronyltransferase 1-like. Lineage: Eukaryota; Metazoa; Arthropoda; Arachnida; Araneae; Araneidae. The record is from RefSeq and is a predicted model, not a curated record. Bases 358 to 1860 code for a protein of 500 amino acids. The transcript is spliced from 10 exons.
GCAAAGCAAUGGAGAUGCAGCGAGCAAUGAAACUGGAUGCGGUAUAACGAAAGGGAAACACGUCGGGGGUGGAGCGCACAGAACGAACUCAUCAUCUGCAGUGGGAUAUACCAGCUUCCUAGUGGCCUCAGCUGAAACGACCCUAGAGGAAAAUACUUUUGGAUCUGAUAACGAUUGAAAACACCUGCAGAAACAAUGAUACCCGGAAGUGAGCUGUAGCUCUUUGUAAUGAGAUACUAAACACAUCAGAAACAAAACAGACGGUUUGUUAGAAAGCAGGAAUGUGACAAUGGAUUGCAAGAUGUAGAGGAUUCUGCCAGGGAGCGUUUCUGUUUCUGCGGCGCAAUGUGUCUCUGAAUGAUGCAAGGAUUGCCAUGCUUCCGAAGACAGCGCUUCCAGGAUCGGAUGUGGCUUCGGAAUGAGGGCCGUUUAUUCGGCGUCGUCUUCGUGCUUUUCAACGUCCUCCUGGCAGUCUUCAAUGUCCUCAACUACCGAGUUGCAUCCAGAGCUACCGUCCCUUGUGUCGUGAUAGUCGCCCCCACCCCAGCCCCUCAAGCCGACACUCCAGUCCCCACGUCACCCCAUCGACGAGCACCCGUGUCUUCCCCCACACAUCCUGCCGCCUCGACGGCAUCGCUGGCAUGGACCGACAUAGAAGCUACAGCUGAUGGAAACAAUAUAACUACACCCCAUACUCAAAUUGUAAAGAUUCGCAAUUCAACGAGAGAAGAAACAAUUUCUCCGUCUAAUUACACUUUACCCUGGGAAACAGAACAAAGGGAUAAAUAUACAGUUAUUAAACGAUACAUUCCAGCUGAUGGGCCUUCUCCUGGUUACGAAGAGAGUGUAACUCUAUGUACACAAGGUACUUUCGAGUUCUUGCAGCACGUUCCAGAACUGUGCGACCGAUGGGAAGGCCCCUUAUCCGUGUCCGUCUACGCUCCUGGCACAGACUUGGCCGUAGCCGUGCGGAAGAUCCUCUUUCUGAGGAAAUGCGGACCGCCUUGCGUGCACCUCAAUGUCACCUGGCACCUUGUGUAUGAGACUUCCUUGGCUCCUGCCCAACUGGAGUCGCCCAUGGAAGUUGCAGAUAUGGCAGCUUACGAGCCCCUUAAUUGCUCUGCUGGCUUCAAGCCCCUGCAACUUAUCUCGGAGAUCAGAAGUUCCAAAAAGCUUCCUUAUCCUAUUAACGUCGCCAGGAAUGUCGCACGACAGUUGGCCGUCACGCGAUACGUUCUAGCAUCGGAUAUUGAACUUUAUCCAAGUGUUCACAUUGUACCGAGGUUUUUGCAGCUGCUGGCCAGACUGGCCGAGAAGGAAGCCGGCAAGGUCAUACCUCGGCGCGUUUUUACCCUCCCCAUCUUCGAAAUUAAAAAGGAGUUCCCCGCUCCCAAGACGAAGGAAGAGCUCGUGAAAAGAGUGAAGGACGGGCAUGCCAUUUUUUUCCACAAGUGGGUGUGCGACGCCUGCCAAAACUUCCCCAGACGCGACCAGUGGUUGAAGACCCUUCCAGAGAAAGGCAAGGAGGACAUCCUGGGCGUAUUCCAGAUCACCAAGCGCCAGAUGCCCCGGACUGCCUGGGAACCCAUCUACAUCGGGACGAACGAGGAGCCUCUCUACGACGAAAGGCUCACUUGGGAGGGAAAGAGAGACAAGAUGUCUCAGAUGUUUGAGCUUUGUCUUCUGGACUAUGACUUCUAUGUGCUGGACAAUGCCUUCCUCGUCCAUGCUCCGGGCAUCAAGACUCUCAGCAGUGUGGACCAGCGUCGCCGGGCGCCUUUCAUGUACAAGAACAAUGCCGUGCACAAUAAGCUACUGGCCCAGAUGAAAAAGAAAUACGGUGCCAGAAAAGGUUGCUGACACCAAACCCCACAGGAAAGGAGAAGAGCAAUUUCUUUCUAGUCAAUUCUCUGUGAUUCCACUCAAGUAUUUUAAAAACAUACUGUGGCAACUAGUGCUGGAGGCAGCCGAUAGGGGAAAGGGAUUCCUGGAGGACUGGUGAACCACUCUGGUGGAGAGGAGUUUUAUUUUUUGUUCCAUUUUUAUCUAUUUAUCUGUUCGAUCACUCAUUAAACAGGGAAGCAUUUUUGCCUGAUAAUCAUUAAAGGCUCCGAUACUUGUAUAAUAUUGACUAUUUAUGUGAACAUUCUUUUUUUAUGGUCUGGGACAAUUUUACAGUUGUGGGAUAAGUAAAAGAUUCCAAUAAAGUUAUUUAAAAAAAACUGAAUCUUUAUAUUCUAUUUUGUUAAAAAAAUGCCAUUUUGCUAUUAAAGAUUUUUCAGUUUCUAAAGUGCUAUUCUUGAAAGGCUAUUUAUCGAUCAGUCUGAAAGUGAUAACAUUUUAAUGGUUUUUGUAUUGUAAUACAAGAUAGUUAUGUUCAGUAUUGUAUGCCAAUUAUCGUGUUUUAUUGUCUGUUUAUUAUUUUUUUGUUCUUUCAUUUUCAAAUAAGACAGUUAAGAGUUAAAUUUGUAGAAACUUUUCACUUAAAACACAAAUUUGCACUAAAUGUGCAAGUGUUAAAUAGCUAAUUCCUAUUAAAACAUGAAAAAAAUUCUGAAAAUUUUUCGAAAGAGUUGCAGUUAUCUGUGAAAUAUCAAAUUUACCAUCUUCAGCUUCUUUCAACUUCGUUACAAAAAUCUUAAUGAUGAGUGCUGAAAAAUGAUGUCCCUUGACCUUGCAUAAAACGGAAGAAAAUAUUUAUAAAUCCUUUUUAUAUACUUGUGUACAAUACAAAAACUAUUUUACAAUUACUUUUUUUGAUGUUAAACAAGAAUAUAUUUGUAAUCUACAAAGUGGUGAAUGAGU